Malurus melanocephalus (red-backed fairy wren) is the source of this 4212-nucleotide messenger RNA. RefSeq names its product MOB kinase activator 3B (gene MOB3B). The transcript is spliced from 4 exons. Gene Ontology annotation, biological process: positive regulation of protein phosphorylation; signal transduction. The record is from RefSeq and is a predicted model, not a curated record. The coding region runs from base 695 to 1345 and encodes 216 amino acids. Lineage: Eukaryota; Metazoa; Chordata; Aves; Passeriformes; Maluridae. Gene Ontology annotation, cellular component: cytoplasm; nucleus. Gene Ontology annotation, molecular function: protein kinase activator activity.
GAAACUGGAAGCAUUUUUCRUUCUUGUUAGGUGAAAACUGUCAUGGAAGUGAAUGUGCUCACUGGCAAGGCAAGUUACAUUCUCAGUGCUUUGAAAAUGGUGAGAUUUUGCUCGUCAUUUGUUGUUGAAGCAAUCUGAUAAUUUUUCAUUUUGCUCAUGUUAUGUAGUUUUGAAGUAAUAGCUUUGAUUAUUAAAUUCUCCCUUACAAAGAUUUAAUUGGCAGUGUGUGAUUUKGGAUGAAAUUGCAAACCUCUUGUCAUGAUUGUUGAUUCAAACACAGUACAGGAAGUGUUGGAAGUCUAAAGGCAAUUGAGUUCCUGCAAUGGAUUAGUGAUUCAGUUCUAAGCAAAGGAGUGGCCAUCCUACCAUUAACUCCUGCCACUUCAUUGCCUAAGCAGAGAUGUUCUUAGCAUCCACAGGCUUUGGCUAGAGCUUUCCAUUUAGAAUUCGCCUCUGAAGGAUCCAAAUGUAAAAUGUCUGUGUUUAAUCUCUACUGAAAAUAAGGGAUACAAGGCUUUCAGGGAGGCUUUCAAGAGGAAGAGCUAAUAAAUUACUCUGAAGUUGAUACAAGCUUCUCUGGGAAAAAGARCAGGGCCUGGAGAGCCUGUGAUAGAGAGCAACUGUUUUCAGAUACCUGCAUUAAACCUCAGACGUGCUUUCCUGCCAGCUGCUGCAGCACAGAAGAUUAGCAGACAUGUCCAUAGCACUCAAGCAAGUCUUUAAUAAAGAUAAGACUUUCCGCCCAAAACGCAAGUUUGAGCCUGGAACCCAGAGGUUUGAACUUCACAAACGAGCGCAGGCAUCUCUCAACUCAGGUGUGGACUUGAAAGCAGCUGUGCAGUUGCCCAGUGGAGAAGACCAAAAUGACUGGGUAGCUGUUCAUGUUGUUGACUUCUUCAACAGGAUCAAUCUCAUUUAUGGAACUAUCUGUGAGUUCUGCACAGAGAGGACCUGCCCAGUGAUGUCUGGAGGCCCUAAGUACGAGUACCGGUGGCAGGAUGACUUGAAAUACAAGAAGCCCACAGCACUGCCAGCACCCCAAUAUAUGAAUCUUCUCAUGGACUGGAUCGAGGUGCAAAUCAACAAUGAGAAUAUAUUUCCUACAAGUGUAGGUGUUCCCUUUCCAAAGAAUUUUCUUCAGAUCUGCAAGAAGAUACUCUGUCGGCUUUUCCGGGUGUUCGUKCAUGUCUACAUCCAUCACUUCGACCGUAUCAUCCUUAUGGGGGCUGAGGCCCACGUCAACACCUGUUACAAGCAUUUUUAUUACUUUGUGACAGAGCUCAACCUCAUAGACCGCAAAGAACUAGAGCCUUUGAAAGAGAUGACAACCAGGAUGUGUCACUAAAAACUACUCACUGAAGAAAAGCAAAGUCCMGUUUCCUUCUUACUGCACAGUUCAAGGACAUGACAGCCCUCAUGGAUUGAACCUGCUUGUUAAUUCCUGAAAGCAGGAAAGGGAACCACAACUGCUCUCACAGAUGCUUCUCUCCAGUGUCAAAGUUCCUAACCCUGAAUAUGCUGCUAGGAACCGCAUCUGAUCAACAUGGAUUAUUGAGAAAAAGAAUAAUCAUAUUAGUUCUAGCUCCUUUAUAGGGAUGAGAACCUCUUCAGCCACAAACAAUGACAGUGCUUCUUCUGCUAAAGCUUUACUGAAAUUCAGGUCCCUGUGCUAACCUCCAGACUACUUGUUUUGAAAUGAAAUCUGCAAUCUUGUUUUCUUUUUCUUUGGUUUCUUGGUAUGGGCUUCCUUUCCUAACUGCAACAGGCUACUAGAGAGGUUCUGGAAUCAAAGAAGACUUUGCCUUUAAUGCCCCCUACCCUGCACCAGGCCACCCAAGGCUUGGCCACAAUUCCCAAAUGCCAGCAAGCCUUGGGUUUCUGGGAAGACAGCCAUGUCCUGCUGAACAGGCAGUUCAUGCUUCAUUGUGACUCAUAAUUUAAUGACAAUGGGGGGGUUUCUGAUCUCAACUACAUGAACAGGGAUCCAGAUAUAGCUCUGCAGUGCUGAGGUAUUUUUCUUCAAUUCAUGCUGUGACUGACAGCAGAUGUGCUCAGUAUCUCAAUACUACAUAAAAAAAAACAGCUACAGUCAUCAUUUUCCUGAAGUACCCCACAGAAUACACCAAUCGAUAAUAUAAUUUCAUAUCUUUCCAUCCCCUUAAGAAGAGGGCCUUCCUGAAUCACCCUGAAGUUUAAACUUUUCAGAGAAAAAGAAAUUUCAUUUUAGUAACUUGCAGGAAGAUACAAUACAGAUGAGUAGUAAAAAGGUUAGAGAGAAGGGACUAAUUGAAGGUCUCUGUUGCAGCUAAACAGUGCCCAGCCAUGUGACUCGCUUUAUACACUGGACUAACAUAUUUUUUUCUCCAGAACUUAAUCCAGUUUAAUUAACACACGUAUGGACAUUCUGGAAGGAUCCAUUUCAGUAAAUCAAGUCUUCUAUGCCAAAUAUGCCCUGAGGAGGCUUUCUUCUAAARAAGAAUUAAACUAAAGUGAUGCUUAACAGAGGUAUCAUAAGAGAAAUACUGCUGAAUAAGUGGGAAUCAAGUGGAACACAUAUAUGUAUUCUGUGCCUUGUAAUGAAUUUUGCACACUUGUGUUAUUGUGGAAAAUUACUUUUUCCUGAGUAAGUGCUGAACCCUUUUGCUGCCUUCUCCUCAAGUAGGUUAGGUAUGUUUACAUCGUCUGAGACAGCAGCAGAAGAAAAUCUCCUGGAGUAUCCUGUGAUUGGAACAUUUGAAAUAGAGAGGCAGCAGACAUUAGAGAAUAACAAUCCUUUAUAGCUCAGUGUUGUAGCACAUUCUGAUUUACUUACCUGCUUGCUUAAAUCAGGGCUUGUAAAUGUCAGGAAUCACAUUCUUGCUGGGAAAAAUGCUUUUGUUUGUGAACAUUUGGUGUACCUGUGGUGGAGACUUCACUGCAUUUCUAGAACUCCACAAGAAGCAUUAUCCUUUGCUUUCAAGGGGAUGGACSUACAUGUUCCUACCUUCUUUGGUAGUCUUUGCAAUCAGGUGAAUUCUUUGGGGAUUGGACUGCACACACAGAUGAUUUCUGUCUUGCUGGCACUUCUGCAGGCUAUAACUAGCAUUCUGGGAUUCAUUGCCACAGCUACUCCUGAGCUUGCCUCAUUUUAAAGAAAACAAAAAAAAUGUAGUAUCUUUGAGGUGGUUCAUGUAGCUGGCAACUGCCUGGAAUUACAACUUUAAUUGCUUAUGAAAGGGUUUCUUGAACUCCUCCAAAGUGCCUGGGCUGGGGCACUGUUUGAGAUGGAGCUGUAGUCGAUGCAGUGCUCUUGAAUUCCACUGCCACUGUGGACAGUUGCCAUGUGGUGUUCUCAUGUCUGGGUAGCACUGUAUGUGAAACAUUAACAUGAAGAUGCAAACGUGGAAUUCUGUGCAUAAAAAAUCAAAGUCAAAAAUUGAAAACCAUGGUAUUUUAUACAUAAUUUACUCUGCAUUUUAUUAYACUACUGUUUUGAGUCUAUUCACUGCAUCCCAGUCUGAAGAUAAAGCAGAAUUUUUUCUCAGUUACCUUUUUAUGAUUGCAUUAAUGUUGUGAAUGAAAAACUUACCUGUUGGAGUGGUUUUGUUUUAAAUUGCUUUUUUUCCCCMAAACCCUUAUGUUUCCUUUUCUGGUAUGGCACACUGUGUGAGGCAAAAGAGUGAAAUGCRGAGUUGAACCUUAGAUGAUUUGUUUUUUACCUGGUCAAAAUCCCUGUAAUGGGAAAAGCCCAUUAUAAUGCAGGAGCUGAACCAGCUGCAAAGGAGAGCAGAGUGUACUUGUUAUUAUUGCUUAUUGUGCUGGGAAGAACAYGGAGUUGCCUUCCUCCAAAUGGCAGGGUGUGACCGACCUUCCACUGAGUAUCUCCAAACAGGUUCUCUUGCUUCUGCCACCUGACCAUCUCAUGCCAUGCCUGCCUUGAUAAGCCAAUAAGAAUAAUGUUUGGAACAUGACAUCACUACAUAAAAGCAGCAUUUUACCAUUUUCUAUAGAGAGAGAAAGGCAGGUUCCUCUUAACUCUUGUAAUCAAGGACUCUUGUUUCAUCAGUAAUUUGCUCAGGGCCAUAAACAGACAGAAUUGUGUUUUGGUUGUUAAUUCUUUUUCUACCUAAUCUUACUAUUAUGUAUGUUCCUAAUAAUGCCAGCAUUACAUAUUCUUUUGUGAUUGGGAAAAGUGGGGGGAGGAGAGGGAGAAAAGAGGUUAUUAUUUGGAUU